GGUGGCUCCUCAUUUCACCACCACAAAUCAUACGAAAACCCACCCCCAAUCAACAGCGGGACAAAAAAUUCAUAAUAAAUAUUAAAAGAAAAAAGAAAAACCCCCCCUUCUUUUUUGUCAAUCAAUUUCCUUCUCCCCUUCUUCUGUGUAUAUUAAAAGAAAAAUUUGUCCCACUUAUUAUUAUUAUUAUUUGCAAUUAAAGAUUCUAUCUUUUUCUCAUAUAUUGCAAAAUUAUAGCUGGGUUUUACUUAUUUAAAAAUAAAAAACAUAAAAAAUGGCGUUAAUUAGAGCACCAAUUAAUGGAGGAUUUAGUAUGGCUUCAACAACAGCCCCACUUUCUUCUUCUUCUUCUUCUAAUAGAAUUGGUGUUUCCAAGUUUCCAACUUUCACUACUUCCUUCCUCGGUUCUGGAGUUGGAACCCUAAAGGUUAGAGGAAUACGUCUAUCUCAUCCCAAUACUACAAGAUGUAACAGCAUCCGGUCGAAUCUGUUUGACCGUUUUUCACGUGUUGUCAAGUCGUAUGCAAAUGCACUCAUUAGUACCUUUGAAGACCCAGAAAAGAUUUUAGAGCAAGCUGUUACAGAAAUGAAUGAUGAUCUAGUGAAGAUGCGUCAGGCUACAGCACAAGUUUUGGCAUCUCAAAAGCGGUUGGAGAACAAAUAUAAAGCUGCCGAGCAAGCUUCUGAUGAUUGGUACAAAAGAGCACAGCUUGCUCUUGGUAAGGGAGACGAGGAUCUUGCACGUGAAGCGUUAAAGAGACGUAAAUCUUAUGCUGACAAUGCAGCUUCUUUGAGGACUCAACUUGAUCAACAGAAAGGUGUUGUAGAGAAUCUGGUCAACAAUACACGGCUUCUGGAAAGCAAGAUACAAGAAGCUAAGUCAAAGAAAGAUACUCUAAAAGCGCGUGCACAAUCUGCAAAGACCGCAACAAAAGUGAGUGAAAUGUUGGGGAAUGUCAAUACAAGCAGUGCUCUUUCAGCAUUUGAGAAGAUGGAAGAAAAAGUUAUGACAAUGGAGUCCCAAGCAGAUGCCCUUAAUCAGCUAACAACUGAUGAUCUUGAAGGAAAGUUUGCUAUGCUGGAAAGCUCAUCUGUUGAUGAUGAUCUUGCAAGUUUGAAGAAGGAACUAUCUGGAACCACAAAGAAAGGAGAUCUUCCACCAGGUAGAUCGACAACUUCCAACUCAAAAGCAGCCUACCCAUUUCCUGAUCUUGAAGUUGAGAAAGAGCUAAAUGAGUUAAGGCAAAGAACCAGGGACCUCUAGAGAUUCAUUCCCUUUGCAGCAGACGUAAAGAAUCAAACAUUAGGCUUAUUACAGAGUUCAUAUUUUGUUUUUGCAAAUUGGAUAUGGGAAGAUUGUGCAUACGAUUUACUGAGAAAAUUGCUAUAAAAUUAGUAAUUUACCGUUAGUUUUAAUAA
This is a messenger RNA of Erigeron canadensis, 1419 nucleotides long. Its product is annotated as probable membrane-associated 30 kDa protein, chloroplastic. The transcript has 11 exons. Lineage: Eukaryota; Viridiplantae; Streptophyta; Magnoliopsida; Asterales; Asteraceae. The coding region runs from base 275 to 1264 and encodes 329 amino acids. The record is from RefSeq and is a predicted model, not a curated record.